AUGAACACACAUAGACACCUUCAGUACACCUUAUUCAGUGCAAGGGCUGUAAGCCGCGCCGCACCUAUCGACAAUCCUGUACUGCUCAAUAUAUGGUACCACAAUCUGGCUCUGAGGAAGAUCUUGUAUUCACUGCCGUUGUCGCGUGAUGUGGAGGCCGAUAAGCCCUUGUUUGAGCUACAGAAGCUGUUCGCAAAUCUACAGCUGAGCAGUGAAAGCUUCGUAGAUACGGCUCCCUUACUAGAAAGCCUUCGGCUCAGCAGAGAUGAUCAGCAAGAUGUGCAGGAGUUCUUCUUAUUGUUCCUAGCUACGCUGGAGAAGAAGGUGGAGGCCAUCGACAGGUAUAU
This is a messenger RNA of Sphaeroforma arctica JP610, 347 nucleotides long. RefSeq lists its product as hypothetical. The record is from RefSeq and is a predicted model, not a curated record. Gene Ontology annotation, molecular function: cysteine-type deubiquitinase activity. The annotation marks the transcript as partial. Lineage: Eukaryota; Ichthyosporea; Ichthyophonida. Gene Ontology annotation, biological process: protein deubiquitination. The transcript has 3 exons.